AUAAGGAUGAGGCUUUGGUGGAGAAGGGUUCUGUCUAGUAGAUAAGAGCCUUAGUGACCGAAGGAGCUCUGGCUGCCAGAGAGCUUGAUGCCUGAGAAGAUUUUUUUUUUUCUCUGGUGUGCGAACGUGAAUCCUGACUGCUUUAAAGAUGUUACUUUGCUCUCUUAUUUGCCCUUUGGUGAUCCUUAUAUACAGUUCCAUAGGUCAGUGCUUCUGCAGUUCUUUCUUUGAGCAGCCUCAAAAAAGCAUUAACAGUAACACACAAGCAUGGUAACUACAAUGGGACCGCAAUUGUCUUCAAGCAAGAAGAAAAUCAUAGUUAUCAGCGCUUUAGCAGUCGCCAUUGUGACAAUCAUAUUAGGACUUGGUCUGGGACUUGGGCUACAGCUACAAGAAUGUCGCAACAAAGAGUCCGGUGGAGUCCCAACAUCCUGCAGGAACCGCUGCUACGAGCCCCCAGAAGAAGAAUCAAAGGGAUGCCGCUGUGAUAAAUUAUGUGUUAGCAGCGACAACUGCUGCAAUGACUUUAAAGACAUUUGUCUCCAGCCCACUGAGCAAUGGGAGUGUAACAAAGCCCGCUGUGGUGAGAAAAGGCUGCCAAAUAGUAACUGUCACUGUUCCGAUGACUGCCUGACUGUAGGGGAUUGCUGUACGAAUUACAAAAAUGUCUGUCAAGGUAAAGUAUUCACUGAUUUCCAUCCAUCCUUUACAAGGCAGCCCCUGCUUCUUAUCUCUUUGGAUGGAUUCCGAGCCGAAUAUCUUCAAACCUGGAAAAAGCUUAUUCCAGUCAUCGACAAGCUCAAAACCUGUGGGACUCAUGCUCCUUACAUGCAGGCAAUAUUUCCAAGCAAGACGUUUCCCAAUCAUUACAGCAUUGUCACUGGCCUGUAUGCAGAAUCGCAUGGACUGGUAGACAACAACAUGUAUGAUCCCAUCAUUAAUGCCUCGUUCAGCCUCAGUAACAGUGAGAAAUCCAAUCCCCAGUGGUACCUUGGACAGCCUAUCUGGCUAACAGCAAUGUACCAGGGACUAAAGUCAGGGACCUUUUUCUGGCCUGGAUCAGAUGUCAAAAUCAAUGGAACUUUUCCUGAUAUAUAUCAGGAAUAUGAUGGAAAAGUGCCUUUUGAAAAAAGAGUUUUCACACUGUUACAAUGGCUACGCUUACCAGCAGAAAAGAGGCCAGAUUUAUUUACUUUGUACCUCCAGGAACCAGAUAGCUCAGGACACAACUUUGGGCCUGUCAGUGGUGCGGUGAUUGAAGCUCUGAUGGAAGUAGACAGAAUCAUUGGACAGCUGAUGGACGGUCUUAAACAACUGAACCUACAUAAAUGCGUUAAUAUCAUUGUAGUUGCUGAUCAUGGAAUGGAAGAAACGAGUUGUCAGCGAAUGGAGUUUCUUCAAGAUUUUACCGGUAAUUUAAACCAGCUGUAUGUAUAUCAGGGUGCAUUUGGAAGAAUUCGCGCACGAAACCCUCAACAAAUCAUUGACUCAGCAGGGUUAAUGGCAAACCUAACAUGCAAGAAACCAAACCAGCGGAUUAAGCCCUUCCUCAAAGCCCAUUUGCCAAAGAGGUUUCACUAUGCUAACAGCAUUCGCAUUGAAGAUGUGAAUGUGUUGGUAGACAUAAAGUGGCUGUUUGCAAGGUCCCAAGGCUCUUAUACGAACUGUGAUGGAGGGACCCAUGGAUAUGAUAAUGACUAUUAUAGUAUGCAUGCUAUAUUUCUUGGAUAUGGACCCCAGUUUCUGUAUAAAACUCAGGUUGAGCCAUUUCCCAACACUGAGCUUUAUAACCUUAUGUGUGAUUUGUUGCAAAUUUCUCCUGCUCCUAACAAUGGCACGCAUGGUAGUCUGAACCACCUUCUGAGAAAACCAAAGUACACUCCUGAGUUCCCACAAGAAGUGACCAGACAAGAAGAGUGUCCUCUCACCUCUCUAACACCUGAAGACAACCUGAACUGCACUUGCACUGCCAUGGGUUCAUUAAAUCCUAAUGAUAGACUAAACCUGACAGCCUCUGAAGUGGCUGCUUGUGAAGAAAAACACAUGCCAUUCGGGAGACCCAGAAUGCUCCGUUUUGAUGAAAAAUACUGCCUGCUUCAUCAGCAGGGUUAUGUAAAUGCCUACAGCAAGACGUUCUUCAUGCCUGUCUGGUCGUCAUUCACUGUGAUAAAGCCUCAAAAUCUGGAACCCCUUCCUCCUGUCAUACCUGACUGUUUCAGAGCUGAUGUCCGAAUUCCAGCCAAUAUGAGCUCCAGGUGUGAAUACUUCUCUGGAGCAGUCAACAUCACAGAAGCGCAUCUGUACCCACCAAAUCUCAACAGUACCACAGACGAGCAAUAUGAUGGUUUACUGAUGAGCAAUGUUGUCCCUGUGUACCCAGCUUUUAAAAGAAUCUGGCUUUAUUUUCAUAGUGUGCUCCUGAAGAAAUAUGCCUUCCAGUACAAUGGUGUAAAUGUGAUGUUGGGUCCUGUGUUUGAUUAUAACUAUGAUGGACGUUUUGACACUCUGGAUGAAAUUGAACAGCAUGUCCCUGGAACAAGUAUACCAAUUCCCACACAUUAUUUUGUAGUCCUGACAAGCUGUGUGAAUGCAUCUCAGCCAGUUCUCAGCUGUAAAAAGCCAUUAAAGGCUGUCUCUUUCCUCAUUCCACACAGACCAGACAACAGUGAGGUUUGCAAUAAUCAUGAAGAUGAAUCUAAAUGGGUAGAGGACUUGAUAUGGUUUCAUCAAAGUAAGGUCAAAGAUGUGGAGUGGAUCACUGGACUGGACUUCUAUCAGGACAGUAAGAGGCCGAUUUCAGAGCUGCUGAGGCUCAAGACACGACCCACCUCAGCCAUCGACAGAGUGAACAACACUCCGGAGCUUUAAUAUUUUUUUAUUUUUUGUAGAAUUCAGCUAAAUGGAAUCUUAAAAAUGUUCUGAACCUGUGCAUAUAUUUGAUAGCUUUUGCUGGGAUUUGUAUGAAUUGUGAUUUCAUUUUUAUUUAUUCCGAAAAACAAGAACACAAUAAGAUGUGGAAGGCCACAAUAUGUAAUUUGUUACUUUCAGAUCAGUUCAGACUUUCAGCAGGAAUACAAGAGAACGCAUGAAAGAUUGCAAAGAAAAAGAGGCUAGUUGGCCCACUUUGGUGGCUAGUUAAUUGAUCUUAUCCAAUCGGGCUUAUUCAUGUCAGCAAUAUCCUUUGUGUCCCCUGUACUCAGUCCUAAGGAGUCUUUAUUCACUUUAUUCAUUUUCACAUGAGCCCUAGGACUAUCCUUUUGUCUAUUGCAGUGCCAGCACUCUUCUGGGAGGCUUUCCAGUAGUUUCGCUUUUAUGUUCUUGCAUCAAAUCACACCACAAUAUCCUCUGAUCAAGACCACAGAGCCGAAGCCCCUUGAACCUCUCAGUUAGAUACCUUUGAGCCCUGUCACCAAUUCUAGUGCCUUCCUUUCUAUUGAUUAUAUAACAGUAAUACCCUUUUUUUCUAAUGUGGUGGCCAAAAUUGUCAGCCUUAAUCUAAAUGUACGUAUUAUUAUAUCAUAUUUAAAUUUAAUGUGAAAUCAUACCUUCUUUUCUUGCUUCCCCAUUUUAUCUAUAAGAGGAUAUUGACAAUGUUUCUGCAACACCUAUAUUCUGCGCACAUUUUAAGAUGAAUGCCUUCCAUUUUUACUUUCUUUUUAACAGAAUCAUAAAAUAAACAAAUGCUGCACUGCUGUUCAGUUCAUUUUGUGUUCCACAAUGUUUUAAUUAAAGUGGAUUUCCAACACAUGUUUGGAUGAAUUUUUGAACUUAUAUUUGAUGCACAUAUGAAGUAAAGAUCUAAAUUCAGUUUUAAUAUUAUAUGAUUUUAUUAUAUUAUAAUAUUCUAUAACCACAGAUGGUUAUUCUGAUCCAGGGAAUGACAGAACCUAGGGUGGCAUUUAAUGUAUUGGUUAAAGAGAUCUGUAAGUGCUGGACUGUUGUGCAAAACUGUUUUUAAAGUAAUUUUGUUCCACAGCAACACCAUAUUUUAAUAUUCAGAAAUAUUAAAAUACACAGUCAUGAACUUGUAUUCAUGAAUUUGGACUAAACCUCCAUUUUAAAUCUGGUUUUUAUUCUUACUUUAGUUAGAAAUAAUCAUGACAAACAAGUUCUUCAUUCUAACAAAACCUUUUGAACAUCUUUUCCAAACAGCUAAUUUUAAGAUAUGAAUAAUAAAAUAUGGAGUGAACGUUAAUGCUGAAAUAGCAUUAAUACAUUGGUGUUAAGAAGGGGCUGAUACCCUACUUCUUGUGUUCUUGUUUGUGCACGUUCUCCUUGAGUGAACUCCACUUGAAUUAUGCCGGACAGUACAAUAAACUACUUCAAACAA
Messenger RNA from Lepisosteus oculatus (spotted gar), 4330 nucleotides. Lineage: Eukaryota; Metazoa; Chordata; Actinopteri; Semionotiformes; Lepisosteidae. The record is from RefSeq and is a predicted model, not a curated record.